AUGAGCCGACGACAGCAAAUCCCGGGUUGGGGCCAGGGCGGUCCAGGCGCUGCGGGGCUCCCUGACCACAGCGAGACCGGGCCGCCUGGCUGGGAUGACCCCGCUGCCCCCCCCUAUGGCCCCGCCAACGAGGAAUUUGCCUAUGCUCCCGACCCCAACAACGUCAACAGCUACUAUCAGCCCCCCGCAACCUUUGUUCACGAUGCAUACCAUCAACAUGACCACUGGCAGGGCACCUACAACACCACCUACGCGGAGCAGUGGCCGCCGCACUUCGACCAAAAUGAAUUGGGCACCGCCACGGGCCACCAGUACUCGGCUCCCCAUGAUGACGUCAAUCAUGGCGUCGAGAGCGACAAUUACUCAGUCGGAUAUGACCCUAGAAUUCCUGAAGCCGAACUGGAUGGCCUCGAGAACGACAUCAAUCACAUCUCGCUGUCGCCGCCGCACGACAUGGGCCCGACUGCCGGCUACGAGUAUGAUUAUGACGCCGCUGGGCCGUCGGGCGAGGGCAGCAGCGGAUAUGAGCAGCCCGACCAGGCCGCUCAGCAAGCUGACCGGUCGCACCGACACCACCGAGCACCAGGUUCAUCGACGAGCGGUUUGACAUGCGAACUCUGCGGCGACACCUUCCCCACCAACAAGAACCGCCAGCGGCACGACCUGAGCAAGAAACACACGGACAACCUCGCGGCCGCCAGCCAGACCUCGGACGUGGUCAGAUAUUACCGGUGUGCCUGCACCUACACCCAGGCCCGCAAGGACCUCUACAGCCGCCACCUGAAGAAGUGCAAGUAUCCCUCCCCGGCCCCGUUCGGGUACCAGGUCAUGUACCGCUGCAGCUGCCUCCAGGAGGACGACAACAAGGACGCCCACAUCAGCCACAUCGACUUGUGCGGCCGCAAGAGGUGGGGAAAGAGAGGAUUCGGCGGGGCAGCUCGACCGACCUGAGCUGCUAGCAUGCUGGGUAGAGUGGAUCCUAUUGCGUGGCGGGGAUGAGAGGAUGCUGUGAUAUAUUGAUACCCUUUUACAUAUGUUUUCAACAACUUCACGAGGCGCUGGAUGCUCUCUGGGUUAUCAAAAAAAAAAAGGAACGGCGGACCAAAACUAUCACGCCCUGGCAUUUCAAAAAAGGGAUUCACGAGAUGAAUGAAUGGACGAGUAACGAAUAAGGACCCCAGACCACUAGAUAGAUGUGACCGUCAUAGAGGCGGAGGGUCAGGGCUUGCGAGGCAUUUUGCAUUUUUGGACAUCGGCAUAGGCCCGAUAUGUUUUGUUGUUACUAGUGUUACGUAUGCAAUCAUUCAGUUCCGAUCGCUGAAAAAU
Molecule: messenger RNA, 1326 nt
Organism: Lasiosphaeria miniovina
Lineage: Eukaryota; Fungi; Ascomycota; Sordariomycetes; Sordariales; Lasiosphaeriaceae
Exons: 1
Coding region: 1-951 (316 amino acids)
Source: RefSeq, a predicted model, not a curated record